AUGCCAAACAAGGUUAUAAAAAUGUAUCUUGGAGAUUUUGCUUUCAAUUCUUUUGGGUAUGUACUCAGAAGUAGAAUUGUUGGUUUUUGGAGGCCUAUUUUUCUAUCAUCUCCACAUAGCCAAAGAAAGGAAACUGAAGAACGACACUCUGUGCAACAAAUUGAUAACAAAGCAGUGUCCAGAAUUCAGCUUGUAAGAUACCCAAGUGAUGAUAAGACUGUAAGAUUCAAAGAGAUGUCACCAACUCUGAGUGAUAAGCAAGACUCACAGCUAAAGUUAAUGGAAAAGCACAGCCACAACGUUUUUUCAAACCCAAAUACUUUCAUGGAUGAGAAGCAUCACAGAAAUGCCAGCCACAAAAUUUCUGUCUGUAAGAGUUGUUACACAGACUAUAGAUACCAACAAAGAUUUCAGAGUUCCAGGUGUCAAAUGAGUCCUAUUCAUUUCCUAAAUCCUCAGGGUUACACCUCUGAAUUUUUGGUGCCUGUCUACCACCCUACUUCCAUGAGCCCUUGGUUUGCUGUAUGCCCCAAGACUCACAGAAAUAAUACAAACACUUUAGACACUGGAGCUCUUAUAUGUUCUAAAUGUUUUGUACAAAUCAAUAAUUUUUCUUUUCAUAAGUGUCUCAUUAAUUCUGAUGAUGAUUCAGACCAUGACUGUCCUUUACAUCUCCAAGUUCCCUUGGAUUCUAAAUAUUCUUUGAGUUCCAGAUCUAUUAGUCACCACAAGACUUCUCAGAACAGCCCUUUAUCUCGAUCCUUGGAUCCUGAGCAACCUGUGGGCAUCCGCUGCCCUUUCCACUGGGAGGAUUAUAAAUAUUCUUUGGGCUCAACUUCUUUUUUACACUGUGAAAGUUGCUCAGCUCUCCAGAAUCUCAUGGGUUCUACUGUUACUCAUACCUUUCCAGUGAAUCCUCAAAAUAAUAUCAGCCACCAUAGUACCCCUGGCCCAGGCAAUGUCAUCCACACCAGCAGCGUUGCUGGCCUUGAAAGCGAGGGUAAGUUUAAAUUUACUGCCAAAUUUGAAAAUGAGGCCAAUCCUGAUGAGACUAAAUUGGUCAAUACUGGCAAUCUCAAAGAUAAGGCCAAAGACAAGCCUCUUUUUAAAGAUGAGGAAAACCAUGAAGAUGAGACAGACUCUGAAGAUGAGAAAGAGCCUGAAGAUGAAACAGACCCUGAAGAUGAAAGCAAUACCAAAGACAGGAAAGAUCCCAAAGAUAAGUCUGACCCUGAUAACACUGAUCCAAAAGAUAGUAAUGCUGAAAAUGAUGCAGACACAAGCAAUGAGUCUGAUCCCAGUGGUGAUGCUGACUCUACCAGUGGAGCUGAUUCUACCAGUGAAGGUGACUCUAACAGUGGAACUGAAUCCAACAGUGAACCUGACUCUAACAUUGAUAUUGAUGUUUAUCAAGAGUGUACUGCUGACUCCAAUAAUGACUCUAAUCCCAACUACACCUCUGGAUUCCAAAAUGGAGCUGGCCCAGACUGCACUUCUGGUUCCUGCAAGGGUGCUGGCUUCAGCAUUGGUUCCAGCAGUAUCAUUGGCCUCAACAAUAGACUUGGCCCCAACAAUGCACCUAGCCCUAACAUUAAUGAAUCUGGCCUCCAGAACAAUGGCUCUGGACCCCAAAAUAUAAGACUGCAUCCCUUCAGCCCUGGAUUCAGCAGCAGUGUCUCUGGCCCCAACAUUAAUGGCCUUAGACCCAAUAAUAUCCCUGUCCUAAACAGCAAUAACCCUGGCCUCAACAAUAAUAGCCCUGGUCCCAAUAAUAAUAGCUCUGGCCUUGAAAAAAACCCUAAUUCUAGCUAUAAUGCCAGGCUUAGUAAUGCUACUAGUCACAAUAUUGCUUUCAGUCCUAACAAGGAUGCUAACUCCAUCUAUGAAACAAAAUUCAUCAGUGCUGCUGGCCACAACUAUGUAACUAUUUCAAACUGCGGUUCAAACCUUAAAUAUGUCCCAGGAUUUACCCAUGCAGUAGGUUCUAAUUUUGUAGAUAACCGCAACUAUAUUGCCAGAAAUAGCUAUGCUGACAGUCCCAGCUCUACUUCUAGCACUGUCAAUGUCACUGACACCAGUUACACCACUAUUUUCACUAGUGCUAUUAGCCCUACUUAUACCAACUGUGCCUCAGACACUAACCAUGAGCCCAGAUUUACUCAUAUCAUUGGCUCCAACUUUGUCAUCAACCCCAAUUAUCAUAUCAUAAAUACUUAUCAUAAUUCUAGUACCAGCAAUGCUAGUAAUCUCUCUGAGACCAAAUUGGACAUCAAUCCCAGUUCCUCUAUUCCUAACAUUGUUUAUAGUAACUCCUCAGUUUUUGUUGCUGACAGUAACUAUAUUUCUACUCCGUUGACCACCUCUAAAUUUUCUGAUCCACCUAAGCUUGAUAGGAGUUAUACAAUUUUUGAUGACUACAAAUUUGGUGCCUGUUUCAAAGAUUAUCCUGGCCCCAUGGAUUCUAUUAGUUUUAAGCAUGCUACUGAGUUCAAGGAUGUCCUUGAUGCCAAGGAAUCUGGCUUUUUAAAAGAUUUCUCUGAGGUCCAGAAUCCCAUUGUUAUCAAGGAAAUUGCCAGCUUAAACUUUCACUCCAAUUCAAAUAUUCCACUCCUUAGUUUUGAUAUUAUAGUAGAAGCUGAACCACCAGAUGUUGUGAAGUUUGUCAUGCCAUCAGGUGCUGUGAAUCAGUUUUUUAAGUGGAAGACAAGUUUUCUGGGGAUUUGGAGUCUAAGAUACAGCCAAAUCAUCUCCUACCCAAAGAUACUGGCAACUUAAUCAAGCUCAACCUCCAGACAGGUAGCAGAGAAAACCUCCGCCCUUGAUUAAUGAAAAGAAUACGUUGAGAUGGAAAAGACAAAGACAGCAAAGAAGGUUUUGAGGAUAUGAGCAAAUAACUUCAAAAAUUGCAGAGUUCCAUGGGCAGUAUUUAUUAUAUGUUCUUUCUCACAUCCUCCUUCCCAUUAUAUUACCAUGUCUUUAUUGUCCUUUGGGGCCAACAAUGUUGCUUUAACAUAUAUUGUGACAAUUGCCCCAUUCAUCUUCUUUGCUUCUGGCAGACUCUAGAAUUAGGAAAUGGUCCUUUCUAGCAAUCCUAUACAAAUAUAUUGUUAAUGACUCAAAAGUGCAGUUAGAUUUUUCAGCCAGAACUUCUUUCCAUCUUUUGUGUAAGUUUCCUUCUCCAGAAGAUGAUCUUAACAUUUAACAAAUCUUGCAAUAGAUGCUUUUAAUAUUGUAAUGACCACUCUAGGUUUUAUACCACCCACAAUCAAUUAAUAUUUUAUUGUUACUGUUGUUUAUUAUUGUUAUAGUUUUAUGAAUGUGGUAAACAAAAUUAAAAUAGUUGAGACUCAUCAGUAUUGUUCAUUGUUUGCUUAACUUGCUAUUUUCCCAUUCAACCUUGUUAACCUAGGAAAACUGAUAAUAUCUGUCCUUUAUCAAUUUAUCACCACUCUCUCUGUAUGCUUAUUUUUUAUUACUUAAAUCUAACCCUUUGUUCCAACUAUAUGAGUCUCCUCACUUUUUCCCUACAGUUUUCCUUAUAUAUACAGGCCCCAUAUUGUUUUUGGUACAUUUCCUCAAUUCAAGACCUACCUUAUCCACAAAGCUUCACACUUCUAUAAACAAUAUUGAUCCUUCCAUUCCCAAGUUUCUGUUCUUCAGGUCAGCUGAGAAAGAUCAUAGCACACUUGGGGAACUGCCCGUACUUAGCGUGCAUUAUAGUCCAUGAUGAUCAGGGACUGAUGAGAAAUGAGAUUGGAAAAAUAACUAGGAAAUUUGUCACAAUAGAAAAUCUAGAUUUUACUCCAGGGGUGAUAGGUAACCCUUAAAAGAUUUAAGUAUGGUGGCAAUAUGAUCUAAUUUAGAGGAAUAAUGCUGAUGGUGGUAUGGAGGAUGGAUUUAAGGAGAAGCCAUAAGGGAGUGAUAAUAAAGCACACCUGCGUGAUAGUCCAGACUCUAAUUCAAAAGGACUUGAAAUAAAUCUGUAAGUAGUAAGAAUGCAUAGGAGAGAACACAUUUGAGAGCUAUGAUAACAAAACAGUUGGAAUUACUGGAUUAUUUGAUGUAAGAGAAAGUUUACUGUGACGUUUACUAUAUUUUUCAACUUUCCAA
This is a messenger RNA of Odocoileus virginianus texanus, 4110 nucleotides long. The record is from RefSeq and is a predicted model, not a curated record. NCBI's taxonomy places the organism in Eukaryota, Metazoa, Chordata, Mammalia, Artiodactyla, Cervidae.